Messenger RNA from Dromiciops gliroides (monito del monte), 1621 nucleotides. It is a transcript of the gene CNOT8, whose product is annotated as CCR4-NOT transcription complex subunit 8. Gene Ontology annotation, molecular function: nucleic acid binding; poly(A)-specific ribonuclease activity. Lineage: Eukaryota; Metazoa; Chordata; Mammalia; Microbiotheria; Microbiotheriidae. The transcript has 7 exons. The coding region runs from base 388 to 1266 and encodes 292 amino acids. The record is from RefSeq and is a predicted model, not a curated record. Gene Ontology annotation, cellular component: CCR4-NOT complex; CCR4-NOT core complex; P-body.
UGGCGCGCUCGCGUCCCGGGUGACGCGAAAAGAAGCUGAGAGCAGGCGAGGUUAGAAGACUGGGCUGGCUAGAACAGCCCGGUUGACUAAGGGUGCGUGGGUUGUCUAUAAAGUCCCGGUUCUCUCUGGGCCGAGAACUCUCUCUCGCUGUUGCGCUCGGUACUAGGAGCAGAUCCCGGGCAGGGGCCGCGGGCUGGAGGAAGGAGUCGGUCCCGGGGUAACCUCCGUCGCCGCUGCCGCCGCCGUCUCCCCGGGAAUCUGUCUAUCUGUCCACCCGCCCCCACGCCUGCCCGCUGCGGGCCCAGCAGGCCCAGAUCAGAUCUACGCCUCUCUGGCUUGUCCUAUCAUCCAGUCUUAGCUGAAGGUGUCUUCUCGGGUUUCUUCAGGAUGCCUGCAGCACUUGUGGAGAACAGCCAAGUUAUCUGUGAAGUCUGGGCCAGCAACCUAGAAGAAGAAAUGAGGAAGAUCCGAGAAAUUGUGCUCAGUUACAGAUACAUAGCUAUGGACACAGAAUUUCCCGGUGUUGUAGUGAGACCAAUUGGGGAAUUUCGAAGUUCCAUAGACUACCAGUAUCAGCUUCUUCGAUGUAAUGUUGACCUCCUUAAGAUUAUACAGUUGGGUCUCACAUUCACAAAUGAGAAAGGAGAAUAUCCUUCUGGAAUCAACACCUGGCAGUUCAAUUUCAAAUUCAACCUUACAGAGGACAUGUAUUCCCAGGACUCCAUAGAUCUCCUUGCUAACUCAGGGUUACAGUUCCAGAAGCAUGAAGAGGAAGGUAUUGACACUUUGCGCUUUGCAGAACUGCUCAUGACCUCAGGGGUAGUUCUCUCUGACAACGUCAAAUGGCUUUCAUUUCACAGUGGUUAUGAUUUUGGUUACAUGGUAAAGCUGCUAACUGAUUCACGAUUACCAGAAGAAGAGAAUGAUUUCUUCCAUGUUCUGAACCUCUUCUUCCCAUCUAUCUAUGAUGUGAAAUACUUGAUGAAGAGUUGCAAAAACCUUAAGGGAGGUCUUCAGGAAGUUGCUGAUCAGUUGGAUUUACAGCGAAUUGGCAGACAGCAUCAGGCAGGCUCAGACUCUCUGCUCACCGGAAUGGCUUUCUUCAAGAUGAAAGAGUUAUUUUUUGAGGACAGUAUUGAUGAUGCUAAGUACUGUGGACGUCUCUACGGCCUUGGCACAGGAGUGGCACAGAAACAGAAUGAGGACGUGGACUCCGCUCAGGAGAAAAUGAGUGUACUGGCUAUUAUCAGUAACACACAACAAUGACAACAGGGUACAGCUGUUCAGGAUGGGCCCAAUUCAGUACUGGUGCUUGCUGUCCUGACUAGUCUCUGUAUGUGUGUCUUUCCUUCCCCAACAGAAAGAGCUUCUAUUGAGUGAAUUGUUCCUACAGUCUGCAUUGAGCAGAAAGACUUGUUUUACUGAAGACAAGUGAUGUCUUCAUUUUAGAUCCAGAUGAAAGAUGUUCACUCUGAAUUUGUAAACAAAUCUUCCCCCAGUCCUCAUCCCCAAUCCUUUCCUCUCCAGCUGCCAUCUCCUUUCAGCAUUUGUGGCUCACUGGACACCUUUUUAAUAUCAGGGACAAGUCAGAAACAAACAAGUAAAAUGUAUAUAACUCUUA